Molecule: messenger RNA, 7002 nt
Organism: Trichobilharzia regenti
Lineage: Eukaryota; Metazoa; Platyhelminthes; Trematoda; Strigeidida; Schistosomatidae
Source: the annotation of a GenBank genome assembly
AUGAAACAUAAGUUACCGACCUGUGUUUCCCCAUCAUCCUCCAAGCUUCGCAGAUUGGAUGGUGGUUGUUCACAGGUCGAGAAGACGAACUCAGUUAACUCACUUCUCAAUCUCAGUGCCAAAGUAGUUGCUGAAUACCUGCCAUUUGAAUAUGUGGAACGCAUGUUAGUUCAUGUUCCGGAACCUGUUCAAGAAAAGAUUAUUUACUUUUCUUUUCCACAACGAGACAGCGACAUUUAUACAUAUGCAAGUUUUCACACAAAAUAUGACAAAACCCGAGAUAAGAUUCCAUAUUACCAGGGCUUGGAAUAUUUUCAGAAUAACUGCGUGGAGGAUGUAAUACAAAUAGGCUUUCAUUUAACUGGUUCUGUGCGCCAACAACCUGCCUCAUGCGUUGCUGGGACACAAGGAAAUAAGUUCAAAGUUUCUAUCACUUUUGACAGAUGCAAAAUCAUAUCCGUUUGCUGUGACUGUGGCAAUAAAGGAUUACCAUGGUGUCCUCAUGCUGUUGCUCUGGCUAUAUUUCGCAUACGACAACCUCAGUCUGUGGAUUAUCGUUCACCUAUUUCUGAUGCCCUGGUAUGCAUGACUCGUAGUCAACUACAGAAGUUUGCUCAAUACCUAAUUGCUUCACAUCCAAAUAAAAUUUUACCCAGUGCACAACGACUCGCCGACCAGUUACUACAACCGGAAUCAACUAUUAAUAAAACGUCAGGCGCACCUGAUCCAACUGCCGGUGGAAGUCUACAAGAAGUAGCUGCAUGGUAUCUUGAUGAAGCUGGUGUUCGUGAACAGCUGCGUACUGAAUUGACUCAUCUAGCUAGUAGUAGUAGUAGUAGUAGUAGUAGUAGCAAUACUACACUUGUUGGAGGACUAUAUGGAGGUGGUGGUGGUCAGUCGGGUUCCUCUCAGCUUUCUGGAUCAAAUACGGCUGCAUCAGCUUCAUCAGUCGCUAUGCAACGAUCAAACAAUUCACAUCGAUCACAUCCCAGCUCUUCAUCUUCAUUGGAUAAUAAUAAUAGUCGUGGUGUUGUUAGAAAUCAAAGCGAUGCUGACCAUAAUUCCUCACCUACUGAAGAAGUUGGCCUGGACUGGUUACUCAGAUAUCGUCGGUUAACAUCAAAUCAACAAAAUUUGUUUAUCGGGGGUACAACAUGUACAAAUGGUGGUUACACAACAUUAAAUGAUUUCGACUUUCCAUCAUUAUCAUCAUCAUCAUCAUCUAGUAAUCACGGCGCCACAGCAUCAUCAUCAUCAUUUGAGUCAUCCCUUCUUCAAUCAGAAUCAUCUCUGGCCAACACCAACCGUGUAUAUUAUUCCACUUCACCACCUUUUCAUCUAUCCAAUUCAUUUGAUAUUGAUCGAAGUGUUGUGCAUAAUCAUUCCAAUACUACCGCUAACGGUAGUAAUAGUAGUAUGCAGUCAAGUGGAACACAGAUUGCUGCCAUGUUUGCUAAAGUCCGCGAAUUAUUGGCUAAACGUGAUUCAAACGGUCCCCGGCUGUUAAGUCUUAUCACAGAAGAGCUGUUGAAUUGUUCAAAGUUGCCUCCUUUAAAAUCAAGACGAAAUAUCCGGAAUUCGACAAUCAACGUCCCGAAUAGAUCACAAACAAUUCCUGUAAUCCGUUCACCCCAUAGUCAACUGACAUCUGAGCGUAAUUACUCCAGUGAAAACCUAUCUUCAUCAUCGUCAUCGAAUCAUACUUCGUCUCAUUUGUUGUUUAGUCAGCCUCCACCAUGGACUACUAGACUCUGGGAAGAAGUCUGUCUGCUAUGGACACUUGUAAUCCUAAGCCCUGAUUGUAAUGCUGAGGCGAAAAAACAAUGGCGUUAUCGACUUCAAAAUUGGGCGCGAGCUAGUCGAAGUCCAUGUGACGACUGUUAUUUACUUCCUAAUCAUUUUUUCUCGUCUCUUCAUGAAUUCUCGGAUGUCGAUGACGAUGGUCUUGGUCAAAAUCAACAACAAUCUGGUCAACAGCAGCCAACACGUUCCUACCGUCGUACUUCUGUAUUCCGCUUGCCCAUAGAAGUCAGUUACAUGUCAUGGGAUGAUGUCUGGUUAACGCAUUUAUUGUCUUUUAAUAAUAUGAAAUCGGAUAAAAAUAAUGAAGAACUCAGUGAAGAUAAUAUGACCACCAUCACUAGCAAUCGUCAAAAUCAUCAUUCAACAAAUAUUUCUUUUCCUUUGGAUGAUAGCAACAGUGACUGUGAUAAUAGAAUAUUUAGACGACCGUCUUCAGUAGUAAUGACACCAAGACGAGCAAAUGCGCAUCAUAAUCGUUUAUUUCAGACUAAUUCGCCUGUAGGAGGAGGAGGCGGCGGCGAAUGUCAUUGCCCGUAUUGUGAUCUUUCAACCUCUCUGACUGAACCAUUCCCCCUGCUGUGUUUACGUGUUGCUGCUCUACGUAGUAAUGGUUAUUUAAGUCAAGCUUUACAACUUGCUGUAUUCAUUAGUCAACGUUUAUUACGAUCGGUGAAGGCGAAAACUGCACUAGCCGCCUCGACAUUAAUCAAUAUGGUGGGUAUGCGUAGUCCACCGCAAACAUUUUCUCCACACAUGUCUUGGAAUAAUAAUAACAAUAAUAGUAAUAAUUAUUAUUAUCCAAAUGAUACAUUAAAUGCGCGUCGGACACUGUUUAAUACACCGCCGCCUAAUGGACAAGGAAUUCGACUUUGCACUGGUGGUAGUUUGAAUUCACACAAUGGAAUGCAUUCGAAUUCACGUUAUAUAUCCUCAGCCAAUAUGAUGCCGUCAUCUCCUUCGAUUAUUUCAAAUCAUGGCAAGUACUCUCCUUCAAAUCGUCUUACCUCUCCUCGUCCAGCAUCCCUAUCGCCUCCAGUUAAUAAUGUGAGCCAUCAUCAUACACGUUCAAUUCCUCCGCCUCCUCCACCUAGGCGUCUUGGUCUUUCACCGAAUUCAAAUCACAGUCCUGGUCCAUCGUGUGCCAAUCACCAAUCUAUUAAUAAUAAUAAUAUUGGCAAUAGCAAUAAUAAUAACUCUUGGUCGAGUCAGUCGCCUUAUUUGUUUAAAUCCCCUCCUAGUACAUCUCAGCAAUACUUAAAUCACUGUUCCCCGUCCUCAUCCUCAUCAUCAAUAUCUCCAGUUCCAUUUCAUAAUUCGUUGAAUACAAAUCACGUCUAUCUCAAACCGCAGCAGCAUAUGCCUUAUUCAAAUUCCCCUUACUCAUCUGCUUGUUCAUUACAUACGCAUAACUCAAACUGUGGCGGUAGCACCAUCAACGGGAAUAGCACAGCAAUGAUGCAUCCUGUUCACUAUAAUAAUCGUGCAUUAUUAACUUCUCCUACGCCUGGGGGGAAUAGAUCUCUCUCCGCAAGACCAUUACCGUCUCCUGGUAGUGGUGGUGGUGAUUCCUUUCCAGGUGUUGGGGGUGAGACUGAUAUGAUGAAUUGUGGCCUGAUUUCUCCAAAUUGUCCUUGUCAUACGGCUGAUAUCGGUUGGAUUGGUCUACCAGGUCGACCGGUGAUUUGUUUAGUGGAAUGUUUGCUGGAUGCAGCUGCUAUUGUCGUUGAAGCGGCGAAUCAUCAUCACCAGGCGCCUCCUAUCAUCGCUUUACCAGCCUGGGGUCAUAUGGAGAAGGCAUCAUUCUACUUGUGUCUGGCAGUGAAAGUCAGUUUAUUAGCCCUAUUUCAACAAAGACCUCCAGUUGGUUCAGUGAGUCGAUUGUUGGCAUGUCAACAUCAAGAGGCACGUCUGUUAACCCUGUUAAAUACAAUCCCUAAAGAUGUGACAAUCGCCUUAGCAAUGUGUGAUACUCUGUGUCAAUUGUUAGGUCCACCAAUAUCAUCAUCACGUUGUCUAGGCAGACUGGAUCAUUCUCCAGUGGUGCGUUUAUGGUGGUGGUCUGCACUUGGUUUUCUUGUCCAUCCAGACACUUAUCCAGUUCAUGCUGUCGCUGAAUUUGUCUUAAACUACCUUCUGGAUACCCAGAGAUUGAAUCAAUUGUCAUCAUUUACAACAUGUUGGUCAGGUUAUGCUAACGGAAGCAAUAAUAAUAAUCACAUGUCAUCGGUACGCAUUGAUGAUAUGGUAUUCACACUAGUUAUACGAGCUAUGCGGUUUUCCAUCCCUGAAAAUUAUAUGAUGGAUACCUCUGCAACUGGACCAGGUUUGAUGCGGAGUAACAGUUCCCCACAGUUAUCAAUGGGAGGUGGUAGUAGUGGCGGUGGCGUUAGUCAACGUACGCAUUAUAAUUAUCGUGGUUGGGGGGAUCACUUCAAUAAUGGUAAUAAUAAUAAUCAUCUCAGUGGUUCUAGCAGUGGUGGUCAUAUUAUUCCUGCUGGUGUUAGAAGUGGUUUAGAAACGGCACUGGCUGUAAAUACUGAUCAAGUCAGUGAUCAGGAGUUCACCAGCAUGACUACUCCCUCGAUGAUAACAUCUACAGCUGGUGGGGAUCCUGGCAAUUUUGAUCAUCAUCAAAGGUAUUCAUAUCUACCAACUAACAACAACAACAACAAUGCGAAUCCUCUGUUUCAUUGGGAACACCAACACCACCAACAAUCAUCUGCUCCUGAGGGGGGUGGUGAUCGCUUUCUUAUGACUACACCUAAAAUCUCUUCCCCGCCUUUACCAUCUGCUUUCGCCAUUUCUACACAAAAUUUUCUUAAAUCUGUCAAUGGAACUGUAAACAUGAAUUCUCCGACGAGUAGUAGUAGUAGUAGAAAUCUUUGUGAUCAUCAGGCUUAUGUCGAUAAUUGUCGUUGGUCAGUACCACCGGUAAUAAUGCCUUCAAUCGAUGAUCAUGGUGGUGGAGAGGUGGUAACACCUUUUUCUGGGCUGGCACCACUAUUUACUAUCAUGAGAAAUAAUAUUCGAAUACGUAGAAAUCGAUUUUCAUCAACAAUCCUAGAUGACAAUCAUCAAACAUUUAAUAGCACUGGGAGUGGUAAUGGUAUUGUACCGCAAAAUCAAAAUCUGCAAUGUCGUCGAUGUUUAGAUACAUUGAAAAUUCGUCAGAGUCGAUUGGCUGUCGCGUUAAUUCGUGUCUCUAAAUCACUUAUUCAUCGAUUAGAUCAAAUUGUACAGAUCUGUGAUCAAAAUAUUGAUUCACCAGUGACGCUGUUGGUUAUAUCUCAACAGGUUUUUGCAGAAGCAUUUGGUUGGAAGUUGACAGCAACAUCAUUAGACCGUAGUAAAGCACCUGCUAACGACAAUACCUUGCAUGAUAUUUCUCCCUAUUAUUCUGGAUGUCCUUGUAGUCAUACUACACCCACCCAUCAUCCCAAUCUAAUUCCACCACCGAAUUUAGCAACUCAUUCAUUGGAAGAAGUGUCCUACAUCACUCGUGAUCGAAUUCACCUGUUGUGUACAGCGUUCCAUUUGACACUGUUGGCGAUGAUUCGUACACUUAGUAGUAGCAGUCGAUCAUGUCAUUGGCGUCGGCAGGAGAUGUUAAAAUGGGCAGUCGCUAUCGCCCUGCAUGUUGGCCCAUUUGCCUGCCUCUAUCUAAUCAACCAUUGGUCGUCAUAUGUGAAUGCUAAAGAGGCGGUUAUUUGGUUGGCUCCAGCUAUCCUGACUGCUAUGGGGAAUUUAAAUUCACUGCCGGCAACAACACCAUCUACCAAGGUAUUGGCUGGUCAGUCAAAUCCUUCUACUGCUAUUCUAGAGGAUGAUAUCUGUUUCGAUCAUUCGCUAUUCUGUGGUUGUUCAAAUUGUCAUGGACCGUCGAAUAAUGACCCUCAUAUGGCUUCUUCGCUUUCACUUGGCGAUAGAAACUGUCCCAUGUGGUCAUCCAUGUGGCAUACAUUUUGUCCAACGCCAUUCACAACGAUAAGAAAUCAUACAAUAUCAAUUUCUACGGCGGCUCAAUUACUUGGCACAACUGUCGCGUAUUCUAAGACUUCACGUGAACAAAUAACCCAUGCUGUGCGCCAUAUGGCUAUCCAGGCUGCUGCUAAAGAUCCAGUCAGUUGUUCUUUACCAGCAUUACAUUUUUCUGAAGAAGAUUCCUCGGCUUUUGAAACUGUCUAUCGUCUGGUGUUGGAUGCUGCGGAGGCAGGUAGUAUUGGACCUGUCCAGUUAUUCUCACUAGCACGUUAUAUGGAUAGUCAUGGAUGGGUAUGGAGAGCAUUUCCGUUAGCACUGCAUGCAACACGUUUAUUUGUCUUGUCAUCAACUCAGGAAGGUCAUCCUGUUGCCAAUGAUGUUCUCUGGGCAUGCCUGUUAGGUCAUCGGCUUGGUCCAGUUGCAUUACAAGAAAUAUUAAAACAUGUUAUUCAUAAUAUACAUUGUCCAACUUUACUAACAGAUAUCCUGCACAGAUGUCGUACUAUCCCAUAUGGAAUGAAUUCGAUAUCUCCUGUAAAUUCGAAUGUGAAUCACCACCACCAACAUCAUCAUCCGAUCAAUAAUAAUAAUUGUUGUUGUUGUACCAAUAAUAGUAACAAUAUUAACAUGAGCAACAAUAGUAAUGGCACUAAUAAUAAUACUACUAAUAAUAAUAGUAAUAAUUAUGUUCAUUCGAGUACAAUAGAUCAGUGUGUACUGAUGAAUAACAAUCAACCAACCAAUUCAAUACACAUUGGACGUAAUCCGUGUACAACAGCACAUUUUUGCCACGCAUCACACUACAUAAACAACAAUAACAAUAGUAAUAAUAACGCUAAUCAUCACAAUAGUCCAAUAGGUGUUCCAGUUGGUACUACAAGCAGAUUAUUGAGUCUGGAUCGACCACCAUUGAAAGGAUUAUUGGCUGCAGCCUUGAAUGCGUUCAUCAAAGCGACACACACAAGAUUGUCCAAUAUUAGUCCACAGAUACCUUUCAUUUACUACGACCUGACGGACCAUUGCAAUUCCGACAGUGGGUUGAAUUUCUUCGACAAACGUAUCGAGGGAAACGGAAAUUGGUGUCGCUGCUGUCUGAGCGAUUCGAUUGAUGAUUAUCUCUAUCAUCUUCUUAUCUUCUUCUUCUUCUUGUAUUUGUAUUUGAUCACAAAUCUUAUCCUCCUAUCCUGGAAGAAGAACACAUCACAUAUGACUGAAUGA